Molecule: messenger RNA, 945 nt
Organism: Bathycoccus prasinos
Lineage: Eukaryota; Viridiplantae; Chlorophyta; Mamiellophyceae; Mamiellales; Bathycoccaceae
Product: 4-diphosphocytidyl-2-C-methyl-D-erythritol kinase
Exons: 1
Coding region: 1-945 (314 amino acids)
Biological process (GO): terpenoid biosynthetic process
Molecular function (GO): 4-(cytidine 5'-diphospho)-2-C-methyl-D-erythritol kinase activity; ATP binding
Source: RefSeq, a predicted model, not a curated record
AUGGCUUCUUUGUCGUCGUCCUCGUCAUCAACAAUGCAACAAAACCCGGACGGUUUCGCACAAAUCGACCUCUUCUCGCCGUCCAAAAUCAACUUAUUCCUCCGAAUCGUCCGGAGAAGGGAAGACGGGUACCACGAUUUAGCCUCGUUAUUCCACGUCAUCGAUUUAGGCGACGAGAUGUCCUUCGCGAAGAGCUCCUCGGAGACGAAAGAUACUCUGGUGUGCGAAGACGCGUCGAUUCCGUUGGACGAGUCGAACUUAGUGAUUAAAGCUUUGAACUUGUUUCGAGCGAAAACUGGAAUAAAGCAGUACUUUUGGGUGGAGUUGAAGAAGACGGUACCGUCCGGGGCAGGGUUAGGAGGGGGAUCUGGGAACGCAGCGACGGCGUUGUAUGCCGCGAACAAGCUGUGCGGGGACGUCGCGACCGAGGAAGAGUUGCUGGAAUGGUCCGGGGAUAUCGGGAGCGAUAUUUCGGUAUUUUUUAGCACCGGGGCGGCGUAUUGCACCGGGAGAGGAGAGAUUGUGGAAGACGUGGAACCACCGCUUCCGUUGACGACGAAGAUGUGUUUGGUGAAACCGUCGAUUGGGUUGAGCACGCCGACGAUUUUCAAGGCGUUGGAUUUAGACAAGAGAUCGAAAGCGGAGCCGCUGGAUUUGCUGAAAUCUCUAAACGCGGACGGGUGCACGUACGAAAACGCGAUCAACGAUUUAGAAAGGCCGGCGUUUUCCAAGUUGCCCGAGUUGGGCGAGUUGAAGGAUAAAUUAAUCGACGCGACGAAAGAGGACGGGGCAGUCGUGUUCAUGUCCGGAAGCGGAUCGACGAUUGUUUUGUUGGGAACAGAUACGGUGCCAAAAUUCGCGAUGGAGGAUGACGAUUUGUUCAAAUCGAAAGCGAGAUUGAUUUCUAGAAAGAAAGGAGAGUGGUUCGUGCCGAGUAACGUAUAA